Molecule: messenger RNA, 446 nt
Organism: Porites lobata
Lineage: Eukaryota; Metazoa; Cnidaria; Anthozoa; Scleractinia; Poritidae
Source: the annotation of a GenBank genome assembly
AUGUCGACUCAUGUGACUAAGACUUGUGCUAGCGCGUUUUAUUAUUUGUACAAUAUCCGGCACAUUAGGAAGUAUUUGUCUCGUGAGUCCACCGAGAGGCUUGUUCACGCGUUCUUCACAAGCAGGCUUGACCACUGUAAUGGUUUAAUGUACGGUGCUCCUGAGUAUCAAAUUAAGAAACUUCAAAGAGUCAUGAAUGCUUGUGCUCGAUUGGUUUACAGCGCACCUGAGUAUUGUCACGUUACUCCUUUGCUAAGAGAACUCCACUGGCUACCAGUGCGCUUGCGCGUAGAUUUUAAGAUUCUCCUUGUUACAUUUAAGAUUCUUCACGGUGUUGCGCCUAGCUAUCUUAAUGAUCUUGUCUCUGUCUUACCGGACUCACGUUACCAACUACGCCGUAACAAUAAUGGUAUAUUAUUAGAAAGACCUCGGCUAAGAACGAAGAA